Molecule: messenger RNA, 2762 nt
Organism: Mytilus californianus (California mussel)
Lineage: Eukaryota; Metazoa; Mollusca; Bivalvia; Mytilida; Mytilidae
Exons: 8
Coding region: 222-2762 (846 amino acids)
Source: RefSeq, a predicted model, not a curated record
AAGAAAAACAGAAAGUUGAGCUUCUGCAACAGCUGAGGGGGCUAGGGCUAGAAACAGCUUCUGAUUUACAAGAUUUACUACAGGAAAGCUCUUUUAAGAGUUUUUGGAAUAGAGUUUAUCUGGUAGGUCCAUUUUCUGUUGGGAAGAGUUGCUUAGCAAAAAUCCUCGUAGGAGAGCGAGUUCCAGAAUCAAGGGAGUCUACCGAUGGUAUAUGGAUCUACAUGGGAAGAGCUGGUAUGGACGUGGAUGAAAUGAAAUGGAUAUAUUUCGAAAAGGGAAACGCAGUCACUGAGAUACUGACAAAUAUGUUGAUGACACUGUCCAGUGCCGAGGCUACAAUUGACGCAUGGAAUAACAGUGCAAAUGUCCAUACAAAGCAAAAUCUUUUGGAAACCAAACGAAAAUGCAAUUAUCAAGCAAUGAAGGUAGAUAACGACCCUCAAAGAGGUUCAUUGGUGGGUGCAGAAGAUUUAAUGUCCACUGCAUCAUCUCACAAGAAAUCAGAGAGAGAAGAUGCAGACACAAUAGAGGAUCUGCAGUCAUUUGAAGGCAAUUGUAUUGAUAUUCAACCAUCUGUGAAUCCUACUUUCUCAUUAGAUGAUAACCAAGACGAUCAUAUUACAGAUAAUCAGCCCAAAGGAGCUGAUGCUCAGUGUUCUACCACUGAUGAGAUAAAAACUGCUCUAAUGUUUGAUUCAAGUAUGAAAAAACUUAUCCUAGAAUUACCAAGAAUGACAGAGAGAAGUCAAAGCACAACACAAGCAAUCCAAAUUAUCUCGGGGCAAUUUGACAGCGAAUGGAUGAAGGAGAUUUCAAGCGAUAUGUCUACCAAAAAAUUACAUGAGCUUAUGGUCAAAGCAGUUAAAGAAGGAAAAUACAAGCAACUGGUAGUACCAAUAGAUAUAUGGGACUUUGGAGGCCAGAAAGAUUAUCAUAUGACUCACCAGUUGUUCAUUACCAGCAGAGGUAUUUUUAUCCUGAUGUUUAACGGAAGUAUAGGCAUACACAAGCAUAGGCCUGAUCUUGGAUUUUUACCAGGGCACUUUGGGAAACCAACAAUUGCAGUUUACCUUUUACACUGGGUAAAUUCAAUAUUGACGUUCUGUAAACGAUCGAAAGAAGGAUUUCCUAAAAUCAUAUUUGUUGCUUCUCACAAGGAUAGGAUAUCGUUGAUAUGGAAGUGGAGAUUCGAAUCAUACCGACGAAAGCUUGAAGAUAAAAUACAAAAGCUAUUCAAAUCACACGCCGGCUUGAAGCAUUUAGAAUUUAAACCCUUGCUAUUCAUCAAUUCUAAAAAUCCUGAAGAUCCAGAAAUUAAAGAACUUCAACAACGACUAAUGAAAAGGGCGACUGAACAUCCACGAUGGGGUGAGGAAAUGCCAACAGCAUGGAUUCCAUUAGAUUUGCAGUUGGCCAUGAAAGUUGAAGAAGGUACUAAUGUAAUUUCUAGGGAGCAACUUAGAUCAUUAAAUUCUAAGAACGAUUCAAUGUCGUUAUCUGAGAAGCAAAUGGAAACAUUUCUAGAAGUUCAACAUUCACUUGGAAAGCUUCUGUACUUCAAUGUAGAGAACCUCCGUGACUAUGUCAUCAUAUCACCAGCCUACUUAGUGGAAGUCCUUCGAUCUUUAGUGACCGAAAAGCAGUUUUGGCCUAAAACCGGGCGUUUCCCUAGAAUUUUGAAAACCCUUCAAAAAACUGGAUUCAUCGACAAGGAGGAUAUAUACCACUUGUGGGAACAAGAGAAGUUCGUGCAUAUUUUACCAUACAGAAAAUACAUGGUUGAAAUGUUAGUACAUUUAGAUGUAAUCAUUGCUCCGAGAACUAGUUUUGAACUUUCCACUAGCCCGUUGAAAGAUGUUUCACGUUUCCUUGUUCCAUGUAUGAUAACCAAAACAAACGACACAAAGUAUUUGGAAAAGUUUCGGAAUUGUAAUAAUUCAAUUGUCAUGGCCUAUAAAUUUAUCGAAGAAGUAAUACCACCAGCAUUGUCAUAUCGAUUACUUGGUUCAUUCAUCACUAUGUGGCACGUAAAGAACUAUAAAGAGAAAAACAGAGAGACAAUAAUGCUUUUCAGUGACCUAACUGUGGUUCAAGUAGACCAGAGUCACGAUAUUGCUGUUCAGGUGAAAGGAAACAGAGUCGUAGUAUCACUUGUACAUGCUGUGAACAAGGAGAACAUUAUUCCAUCUUUAGCUUCUUCUAUUCAAGAAUGUCUUACCACGGCAAUGCAUGGAAUUUGCGAAUUUUACUCUACCUUGUCAGAUGCUCAAAACAGUUCUUCGAAACAUAAGCCAAUGCCAUUCGAUAUUGAAUUUGGUGUAUUUUGUAAGUCAGCUAUAUGCUUUUUUCAUCACAGUAAAUUACGUCUCAACUCACCGUGGUUUUGUAGUCAGCACAGAAAGAAUCACGAAGUUGGUUACCUGCAAGAUUGGUUUUCGGAAAAGGAACCUUCAGAUGACUGUCUCAGCACAUGCAUAGGACUUGGAAGAAUGGCACUAGAACAAUGUCCAUCGGACAAACACCUGCGAAGAAUGGUUGGAGAACUUUCUCCGGGGAAGUGUCGAGAACUUGCAAUCGAAUUCGGACUAAAAGUUCACGAGUGGGAAAAUUUUGAAACCCAAUUUCAGCAUCAAAUUUCAGAUGAUUUCAAAUUCGCAGCAGUGCAGUCUUGUAGGGAAAAAAGUAGGGACUUUACAUUUAGUACGCUUGAUCGCGUCUUGGAAAAGCUAGAGCUUAGUCGUCAUCUACUUUUUCUAGAUUAA